This is a messenger RNA of Symbiodinium sp. CCMP2456, 464 nucleotides long. Lineage: Eukaryota; Dinophyceae; Suessiales; Symbiodiniaceae. The record is from the annotation of a GenBank genome assembly.
GUCUUGAAGAUGCGUUGGAAAGAUGCGACUACUUCUAUGAUAAGUCGCAGUGCAAGGUUCCGGACCUGGGUGCCCUGAGCCCGGCUCAUAGCGUGAUUGUGCCCGAGAUCUACAUGACCAACGGGAAGUUCCCCGACGUCCGUCAGGGGGACCACUUCUGCACGAGGUGUACCGGUCGGCUGGUCACGAAGAAGGAGGGCAACUACAAGUUCUUCCUCGCCUCAGACGACGGCUCGAUCAUGCACUUGAAUGGAGAGAAGAUCGUCGACAACGAUGACUGCCACGGAGAAAGGGAGAGGGGCAGUGGCGACAAGUUCCUGAAGCCGGGUGCCCACGAGAUCGUGGUGGACAUGUGCGAGAUGGGUGGUGGCGAGGUCUUCAAGAUGCGCUGGAAAGGGCCAGACAGUGGCAACUCCAAGGUUAAGAUCCCGGCUACUGCGCUCAAGCACGAGAAGGCACGCUAA